Messenger RNA from Myotis brandtii (Brandt's bat), 712 nucleotides. RefSeq names its product fibrous sheath-interacting protein 2-like. The record is from RefSeq and is a predicted model, not a curated record. The coding region runs from base 172 to 459 and encodes 95 amino acids. Lineage: Eukaryota; Metazoa; Chordata; Mammalia; Chiroptera; Vespertilionidae. The transcript has 4 exons.
CAUGUGCCCCAACGGGGAAUCAAACUUGCAACCCUUUGCUGAACAGAAUGACACCCAACUGCUCCUGUUCAAAAACCAACUUACCCACACGAGCCCGGGCUUAUUUGCCUUAUUUGCACUUUUAAUGAAAAAAAGAGGGGCUGUGUCAUCGUGAGGCCCUCAUCUGCAAGUAUGAGGACUGUAGAAAUAUUACUUCUACUCAAAACCCAGAAGAAGCUUUUUCAACCUUAUGGUUUCAAUCUGACUGAUCCUUAUUGUCGACUUUUGGAAAACCAAUAUAAUAGUCUCCAUGAUCCACAUUUAAGAGCAUACCAUUCACGCAAAGAUAUCCAGAAGAGAUUAAAGGAAGGAGGCUACACCACCAGCAUUAACGAAGUUGCAUGUAACUUGAGAGAAUUUAAUAGGUACAGGCCAUAUCUUAACAAGUCUAAAGUUAAACUUCAAAAGAAAACUACAUAAAAGAACACAUAGUGUCAUCAAUAAUCCUCGAUGUUUAGCAGCUUCACAAAAUGUAUCAUAAAUUACACCUCCUAUUAUGCAGAAGCAAAUCAUCAAAAUUUAUCAUACCUUUUACAUGCAGAAGCAAAAGUCUAAGGUAAUAUUGUUCUGGUUCUCUAAAGCUCACAGUGAACAGUCUACCUAAUAGUUUAUUCCCACUCUUUUGGCAUUUUGUUCGCAAAGAAUUAUUAAACACAUAAUGUUGUGGAAUCUC